GUUUCCUUUGCAGAAAAUGCGAAUCAUAGAUGUAUUGUUAACCGCAGUUAUUUUGCUGAUGAUGCAAAAUUCAAGUGCCGAAAUUCCCGGUUGCGACUUCUACGACACCGUGGAUAUUUCAAAAGCGCAAAGGUUCUCGAACGGAUCGUACCUAUAUGAAGGCUUGCUGAUCCCCGCCCAUUUGACUGCUGAAUACGACUUCAAGCUCCUGCCCGACGACUCAAGGGAGAAAGUGGCGAGCCACGUAAGAGGAUGUGCCUGUCAACUAAGACCCUGCAUCAGGUUCUGCUGCCCUCAGUACCACAAGAUGAAAAAGGGCCAGUGCUACGGCGACAUGUCAAAGGACGAGUUGGACAGGCACGAUCCCUUCGUGAACGUGUCGCUCAGCGACGGGUCGGUGGUGAAGAGGCACUUCAAGGAGGACAUAAUCGUGCAGUCGGAUCUGGCCAAGCCCGGGUGUCCCCGGAUGUACUAUCUGAAUCAAGAAAUGCCAGGCAACGGCUUCACUUUGUUUGAGAAUGGAACUCUUCUGCGUCACUGGGACAACGUGGCGUUGACCAAGCGGGAGUACUGCGUCCAGCAUCUUUCAUUCAGGGAUAAUAGUACCCGAAUUGCGCCUCACUUUUGCCCGAUUUCAUUUGAACCUUCCAAACCAUGGAAGACAGUUGCGUUAGUGCUAUCCCAAAUAUGCAUAGUCUUAACGAUCAGCGUAUAUCUCUACGUCAAGGAGCUUCGCAAUCUAGUCGGCAAGUGUUUCAUCUGCUACUUGACCUCCCUGUUCCUGGGCUUCCUUCUCCUGAUAGUUAACGUGUGGAAUUACUUCAACGGAUUUUGCCCUACGGCAGGUUUGCUGAUGGAGAUAUCAUUAUCAUCAAGGUUACUGGGCUACUUCUUCGUCAUGGCAGCGUUUUUUUGGCUUUCCGUUAUUAGUUUCAACUGCUGGAUUACGUUCAGUGGGUCCUUUAACUGGUUAAAUCGUUUCUUGCCAGAAAAUCGGUUCCUAUAUUACAACUUAUACGCCUGGGGCAUGGCGGUACUCCUGACCGUAAUCACUAUUAUAGCUUACGAGGUGGUUAAGGACGAGAGGUUAAGACCCGCCCUGCCCUUCGGCAAAAGUUGUUGGAUCCUUGAUAAGAAAAUGAGUGUGAUGAUCUACUUCUAUGGUCCGAUGCUACUGAUAAUUGUCUUUAACAUUGUAAUGUUCGUCCUGACGGCGAUUCCCAUAUUGAGGGUAAAGAAGAAUGUGAAGUCCUUCGCCCAACAGCUAGAAUCGAAAGAAAAGCUAAACUCGGACUCACAACAGUUUACCGUAUGCCUGCGACUUUCCAUUAUUAUGGGUUUGUCGUGGAGCUUGGAAAUAAUCUCGUUUUUGUUGGACAAAAACGAGGCUUGGGGCAGGGUUUUUUUGGUGGCUGAUUAUUAUAACUGGUAUCAGGGUACCGUCAUAUUUGUGCUCUUUAUUUUAAAACCGAGGAUUCUUAAACUUAUUAUGGGACAACGAAAACCCCAAUGGAGUCACCAUAACAGAAGAUAAAAAAACUGCUCGACAU
Messenger RNA from Drosophila yakuba, 1550 nucleotides. Its product is annotated as probable G-protein coupled receptor Mth-like 3. NCBI's taxonomy places the organism in Eukaryota, Metazoa, Arthropoda, Insecta, Diptera, Drosophilidae. The transcript has 6 exons. Gene Ontology annotation, cellular component: membrane. The record is from RefSeq and is a predicted model, not a curated record. The coding region runs from base 17 to 1534 and encodes 505 amino acids. Gene Ontology annotation, biological process: cell surface receptor signaling pathway; G protein-coupled receptor signaling pathway. Gene Ontology annotation, molecular function: G protein-coupled receptor activity.